Molecule: messenger RNA, 5007 nt
Organism: Heterobasidion irregulare TC 32-1
Lineage: Eukaryota; Fungi; Basidiomycota; Agaricomycetes; Russulales; Bondarzewiaceae
Exons: 13
Biological process (GO): chromatin remodeling
Cellular component (GO): nucleus
Molecular function (GO): DNA binding; histone demethylase activity
Source: RefSeq, a predicted model, not a curated record
AUGCCCAAAUCUCCCUCGGUGCGCACCCCGCGCACCACCACCACCCCCGCCCGCAACGCCAAAUCGCCCAGGGGAGCCGUCCACAGCCCCACACGCUCCUCUGGCGGCCCGUCCACGCUCCUCCCCAGAGCUCUCCCAGACCCCGAUGCCCUCCCGCUGCCCCCGAGCACCCUCAACAAGCCGACCCCGACAUUCACCUCCUGCCUCUCCAUCCCCGUCCAAGGCGCAAAGCCGAUCUCCCGCCCCGACCCGCCUGCCACAGCCACCGGCCCCACCCCCGCCUCCGCCACGUCCCGCCGCGCACCCCGCAAGUCAAAGACAGACGCCCUCGCCGCACUCCAGACCCACGCCCAAUCCAGCGAGGAGCCCGACGACACCGACCCCGAUGCCGCACCCGCUCAGGGCCACCCGUGCCCCGACCCCGCGCCCAUCCCCGUCGCCCCCGCCCUCGACUUCGCCGGCGUACGCACCUCCAGCCCGCGCGACGUCCCUCCGACCCCGACCCCGCGCCCGUUCGGCCUCGAGGACUGCCCCACGUACUAUCCCACCCAGGAGGACUUUCGCGAUCCCAUGGCGUACGUCAGGAAGAUUUCGGAGCAGGCGAAGGAGUACGGGAUGUGCAAGGUCGUGCCCCCGCCCGGCUGGAAGAUGCCUUUUGUCACCGAUACCGAGAACUUCCGCUUCACGACCCGCCUGCAGCGCCUCAACAACAUCGAGGCCUCUUCUCGUGCAAAGAUGAAUUACUUGGAGCAGCUCUACCGCUUCCAUCAGCAGCAAGGGAACACCCGGGUCGCCGUCCCGACCAUCAACAACAAGCCCCUCGACGUGUGGCGUCUGCGCAAGGAGGUACAUGCCCUCGGCGGCUUCAACGAGGUGAACAAGGCGAGGAAGUGGGCCGAUCUGGGCCGCCUGCUCGGGUACGGCGGCGUGCCCGGCCUUUCAACACAGAUGCGGUGGUCAUACAUCCGCGUCAUCCACCCGUACGAAGAGUUUUGCGAGCGCGUGCGCGCGUCGCCCGCCCUCGCCUCGCUCACGAUAGCCGCGCGCGACCCCCAACUGCGUACGCACGUGAACACGCAGAUGGUGAGCAAGCAGGCUGCAACGUCGGCGACCCCGGCUGCAGGCACGCGCUCGGCCCCGCCGUCCAGCCCGCUCACCGAGUCCUCUAGCCCGCUGUCAGAGCCACCCGACGACAACGACUACGCGGCCGCCAAGAGGGAGCAGGCAUCGCGUGCGUACCCCUUUCUCCGUGUGAUAUCCGCGUGUGCAUGUUCUGAUGGACUGCGACGCAGCUACAGGCAAGGGCAAAAAAUCGGCAGAGGACGACUCCAACCCUGUGAAAUCUGCCACAAGAACGACCGCGGCGAGGAGAUGCUCCUCUGCGACGGCUGCGACUGUGGCUUUCACAUGUUUUGCCUCGACCCGCCGCUCGCGAGCGUGCCCAAGGGACAAUGGUUUUGCCACACGUGCCUGUUCGGGACCGGCGGCGAUUUUGGGUUCGACGAGGGCGAGGAGCACUCGCUGUCGAGCUUCCAGGCGCGCGACCGCGAGUUCCGGAAGCGCUGGUUCGAGGACCAUCCGCCGGCGCAGAGGCCGGACGAGAAGGACCCGACGACGAGCCGGCUCGGCGGCGUGAGCGUGUCGGAACAUGACGUGGAGAACGAGUUUUGGAGGCUCGUCGAGUCGCCGACGGACACGGUCGAGAUCGAGUACGGCGCGGACGUGCACUCGACGACGCACGGGAGCGCGAUGCCGACGCUCGAAACGCACCCGCUGGAUCCGUAUUCGAAGGAUCCGUGGAACUUGAACAACAUCUCGAUUCUGUCGGACUCGCUUCUGCGGUACAUCAAGUCGGAUAUAUCUGGCAUGACGGUUCCCUGGACGUACGUCGGGAUGGUCUUCUCCACCUUCUGCUGGCACAACGAGGACCACUACACUUACAGCAUCAAUUACAUGCACUGGGGCGAGACGAAGACUUGGUACGGCAUCCCGGGAGAAGACGCGGAGAAAUUCGAAGCCGCGAUCAGGCGCGAGGCGCCGGACCUGUUCGAAGCGCAGCCCGACCUGCUGUUCCAGCUCGUGACGCUCAUGAACCCGAAGCGUCUCACGGACGCGGGCGUGCGCGUGUACGCGUGCAAUCAGCGCGCGGGCGAAUUCGUCAUUACCUAUCCCAAGGCGUACCAUGCUGGCUUCAAUCACGGCUUGAACUUCAAUGAGGCGGUGAACUUCGCGCUUCCGGACUGGUUGCCUUACGGCCGUCAGUGCGUUCAGCGGUACAGGGAACAUCGCAAGCUGCCUGUGUUCUCUCACGACGAGCUCCUCGUCACGAUAACGCAGCAGUCCCAAUCUAUCGCCACUGCUAUCUGGCUGAACGACAGCCUGAAAGAGAUGACGGAUCGCGAGAUGGAGGACCGGCGCAAGGCGCGGGCGCUCAACAUGGGCGAAUCCCUCAUCGAAGCGGACCAGAUCGAAGAGCAGUACCAGUGCAAGGUCUGUAAUGUGUUCUGCUACCUCUCGCAGGUCACCUGCGCAUGCAACAAGAGCAUCGUGUGUGUGGAGCACGCGGGGAUGCUAUGCUCGUGUGCGAUGAAGCGGCGCGUCCUGCGCACGCGCUUUUCCGACACCCAGCUCCUCGAGACGCAGGCGGCGGUCGCGGAGCGCGCGGCGAUCCCGGGGAACUGGCAGGCCAAGUUCGACAAGGUGCUCAAGGAGAGCGCGAGGCCGCCGCUGCGCGCGCUCCGUGCGCUCCUGGCUGAGGGCGACAGGAUCGGGUACAGCCUCUCGGAGCUGCACGACAUGCGCAAGUGUGUGAAUCGCGCGAACGAGUGGCUCGACGCCGCGAACGGGUUCAUCGUGCGCAAGCAGAGCCGGAAGCGGUCGAAGCGCGCGCGGCUGCGGAUGGUGCGCGGGGAGGGUUCGGCGUCGUCGCUCCAGGGCCUGGACGACCCCGGCGAGAGGCCGGACAGGGGCCUCGACGAGCUGUACGAGAUGUUGAAGGAGGUGGAGGACCUCGGGUUCGAUUGUCCCGAGAUCGGAGUGCUCAAGGAACGUGCGGCCAAGGCGGAAGAGAUGAAAGAGCGCGCGCGCACGCUACUGGCGGCGAGCCCGACCGAGGAAGAGCGCAGCGUGCAUCUGCAAGAGUGCCAGCGCUUACUGAUGGAGGGGUCGUCGAACAACGUCUACCUUGACGAACUGACAGACCUGGACAAGCUGGUCGCCCGCGAGCAGCUGCUGGACGAGCUCGAGCACGACGUGGACGACACGGUCAUGACUCUGGAAGAGGCUUCGCAGUACUUGGUCCGCGCGCGCGCGUGCGAUCUCCCGCUCGACAACAAGCAUCUGAAGAAGCUCGAGGCCCGCCAGCGCGCGGGGCAGACCUGGGACGAGCGUGCCAGGCAUGUGCUGUCGCAGCCAUACAAGACCAUCGAGGAGCUGGACGAGUUCGGGGACAUGGACGCGACGGUCCCGAUCGACCCGACCAUCCUGGACCGCAUCGGUACGGCGCGGCUGAAGGCGAAGGAGUUCGAAAAGCAGGCGCAGACGUGGCUCGUCCCCGAGCCUGGAGCCGCGAAGCCUCGAGUGCAGGACGUCCUGCGACUGGUCACGCGCGCGGAGAAGGACUUUAGCAUCCCCGCCGUGCGGGAGCUGAAGCGCAUGACGGACUUUGCGCUGGACUUGGAGUCGCGUUGCGACCAGGUGCUGAAGAACACGUAUGAGCACCAGGAGGACGAGGACAUCUUCGUGAUCAUGCUCAAGUGGGUCGACUACGCGAAGCAGCACCUCGACAUCUUCUCGCUGCCCAAGUUCGAGAAGCUGGACCAGCAGCUGACGCAGCAUUAUCGGUGGAUCGAGAGCCUGCCAUGGUACUGCGCGGACCACCGCGAGGCGCACGGGAAGCAGCUGUUUGACGACGUCAUGGAGAGCACCAAGCCUGAGGACGACCAUCCCCCCGACGACGAGUUCUUCACCUGCAUUUGUAACGACGCCGUCCGGCCCCCCGCGCCCGGGACCGUCUCUGACGCCGUGCAGUGUGAUCACUGCUAUGCGCGCUUCCACGGCCAAUGCGCGCGCAGCGGGGGCUCGUGCCCGUUCUGCGACCACCAUCAUUGGAACGGCUCGAUCCACAAGGAGCGCAGCUGGCACUUUUACUACAUGCCCACGAUCCUCAUGUACGCGCCGGAGAUCACCAAGAACUACUCGGAGGACUGGAAACAGCUGGAAGUCAUCGUGCACCGCGUCGACCGGCUCGCGGCCGUGAUCGGGCAGUUCCUCUCGUUCGCGUCGCAGCCCGGGAACCAGCGGCGGGAGUACAUCUCGCAGGUGCGGCACUUUAUGCGCAAGCUGUUCAAGAUCCAGUUUGCGGUGUCGCCCAACCCGGAGGUCUCGUUUGGGCUCGAUCUAGCGGGCCUGCACCGCAUCGUGGCGGGGCAGCCGCAGGCGGUGCGCACUAAGAAGCGGCGUAGGCCGAAGUUCCAGUUUGGCCAGGACAUCGACCAGGACUGGCUGGACGGCACGCGGUGCAUCUGUCGUGGCCGCACGCCGUAUUUGCUCAAUUAUCCGACGGUGACGUGCGAGCUUUGCAGCAAGGUGUAUCACGGCGGAUGCGUCUUCUUCCCGAUCGACUUUGCGCCUUACGCAGAGAACAGGUUCAUCUGUCCCUUGUGCUGCCUGCGCAAAAAUAGGCGGUACGAGUAUGCGGAGUUGCGGGUGAAAGAUAUCAGUGAGUGUUACACGCCCGAUAUGGAGACGUACGUCGAUACUGCGAAAAUGCUGGACAUGUUCAGCAAGGAUAUCAUUUACAAGACGCUCCGUCCGCCGUACACUCAGACCCUGUUCGUCGAGCUCAUCCGCUUCACAGCCGGGCAGCCGGACAGCGUCCCUGCCAACGGCACCCCGUCUCAUCCCAGCACGUCGUCACCUACCACUCCUGCCCAGACCAACGGGUUCUCGCACAGUUCGCGCACCCCGCACGGGCCCCUGCCACUCCCGCCGCCGGCGCCGCCACCG